Phragmites australis (common reed) is the source of this 1657-nucleotide messenger RNA. Its product is annotated as protein WVD2-like 1. Gene Ontology annotation, molecular function: microtubule binding. Gene Ontology annotation, biological process: microtubule cytoskeleton organization. NCBI's taxonomy places the organism in Eukaryota, Viridiplantae, Streptophyta, Magnoliopsida, Poales, Poaceae. The transcript has 7 exons. The record is from RefSeq and is a predicted model, not a curated record. The coding region runs from base 257 to 1363 and encodes 368 amino acids.
AGUACUGGUAGUACUGGAAGCACCCGACUCGUCGUGCACGGGGGAGCCACACAAACACACAGAAAAAAAUAACAUUUCACACGCGCUUGAGCUUCCACACACGCGGGCGCACGGCGAGGAAGGUGGAGGCGACGGCGCCGCCGGCCUCUUGACGGAGGGGAGUUGGCGGUGCAGGGGGCCGAGAUCUAGGUCGGGAGGCGGGAGCCAGCGUAGCGGAGCGCGGCGAGCUUGCCCUGUUCCUGUUCCUCGUGCGGCGAUGGCGGCCAGCGGCGAGAACGGCGCGGACCCGGCGGCGGCAGCGAGGCGGCGGUGGGAUCUCACGAAUAAAGGGGCCGAGAGCACUCCAAUGAUGAAAGAGGCUGUGGAAAUGUCUACAGAUGAAGAAUCAGAUGGCGUUGUUAUAUGCCAUCCAAAUGGUAACACUGAUGGAUGCGUCAAAGAAGCUAUUAGUGGCAAUCAUGAUGAUGAUUGCACAGAAGUCUUAGUAACUAGUUGCAUAAAGGACCCGGAUGUGGAAGGUGGCACACAGGAAGACAAGUGUGUAAAUCAAGAUUCACUGAAAUUGAUUGAUCAAGAGAAGCCUGCUCCUCCCAAGUCGCCAACAAAGUCUGCUAGUUCUGGAUCGGAAAGGUCUAAACGUGCUGUUACCCAACCAUUCACCCUUUGUACUCAAAGAAGGUCUUCUGGAGGAAAUAGUGGCGUGACUAAUCCAUCCACCAAUAAGGAAAAAUCUGGUGAUAAAAGUAACAUCUCUCCGGUGAGCAUGCCAAAGAGUACACCAAUGGCACCCAGGAAGAUCUUGCAGCCUGAGCAGACAUUUCGCCCUCAAGAAGAGGACUCGUGUUCUGUGACUUCCUCAACUACAACUUCAACGAGAGCUGGCAGAACUAAGACAACUGUUCCUGUGCUCCCUUCAUUUGUGUGUGCGAACCGUGCUGACAAGAGGAGGGAGUUCUACACAAAAUUAGAAGAGAAGCAUAAGGCUUUGGAAGCAGAGAAGGAUGAGGCUGAGGCCAGGAAAAAGGAAGAGCAAGAAACUGCUUUGAAACAACUAAGGAAGUCCUUGGUCAUUAAAGCAAAACCCAUGCCAAGCUUCUACCAAGAAGGCCCCCCACCAAAGGCCGAACUUAAGAAGGUGCCUCCUACUCGAGCCAAAUCUCCAAAGUUUACAAGUUCAAGGAGAAAGAGUUGCAGUGAUGAUACACCACAGACACCAGAGGGGAAAAACGCCAGUGCAGCAUCUAACCGGUCACAUCGUCACAGCAUUGGGAGUUCUAAAGAUGCUAACAGAGUACAAUGCUCGCCAAAGAAUGGUGUACCCAGCAAAACCAGAGCUGUCAAGCCUGAGCUGAAGGCCCUUUGAGGAACAUGGAGCAGCCAAGCGCUGCGAUGGUCGCUGUACAAACCUAAUUACCUAACUCUGACAUUUCCAUUUUCCGUGGCAUUUUGCAUUUAAUUUAUACCUCCCGUCACCAGAAGAAGGCCUUUGUGCCGAGGACGGUGUGCUUGCUGCUGGACCUUUCCUAUCAUAUAUUUUCUCUUUUUUUCUUCCUUUUGCCUUCACCUUGUAAGAACUCUGUUGCUGGGACCAUGUGCUGUUCCAUGUUGUAAAUUAUUCGAGGGUCUACGUAAGGAGUCGGUCACUCGGUCCUUUCAA